AUGUUUCAGACGAGGCAUGGAACCGAAGAAACGACUUUGGACGGUUCGAUGUCAAACGGAGGAGUUGGAAGCAGAAGGGGCAGCACUCCAAGAAUGAAAGAAGUUGACGAAGAAAAAGAAAAAGCACAGUUGGCGGAAGAAGUGGAGAUCGCAAUGUUGAAUAAUGCGUUUGCGCGAUCGUUCUCCAGUCGACGCCGCUUCGCAGUUAUGAGUGCCGUAGAUGGUAUCGAGCUAAGGGAAACGAGUCGAAAAAGUAGUGAAGCUCCUGUAAGUUUUUUUAGCUGACG
Messenger RNA from Cylicostephanus goldi, 287 nucleotides. NCBI's taxonomy places the organism in Eukaryota, Metazoa, Nematoda, Chromadorea, Rhabditida, Strongylidae. The record is from the annotation of a GenBank genome assembly.